GCCCGGGUAAUUUUUGUGAUAACAGUCCACCUCUCUCACCCUGUACUGUAAUGCGUCAUGUCCGGCCAAUGCAGUAUUUAUGAAGAAGUAGCGACUCAGCUUGUUGGGCUAAUACAAAAAGAAUGCGCUGCUUGUGUAAUCCAGGAGAAGAAUGGUGGAGAUGUUUCUGUUUUCGUCAAGGGCUUAUUACUGGGUCAACUAAGCGUCAUAAUCGUAAUUGCGUUUGUGUUGCGGUAUAUGUUUUUAGAGGACGUUCACCAGGGCAAAAAGCAAUUAUCUCGCCUAUCGCCUGCAGCAAAAAGCCAGACAAAUAUGAAACGCGUGCCUUCGUCAACAGCAGCUAAUAUUCUCGACAAGACAUUUUAUGACCUUCUACAUCACCCACCGGAAAGCACUGACUGGCUUAAUGUACUUCUGGCACAAACCAUGUCACAAUACCGUGAUGAUGCGCAGCUAAAUGAUCGUCUAAUAUUGGCCAUCGACGAGGUGCUCAAUGGCGGAGUCCGACCUGGUUUCUUUGGCCCAAUCCAUGUGACUGAAUUGUCCCUAGGAGACGAGUUCCCGAUUUUUAGUAACGCUCGCAUUCGUCCGUCCGAUGACAUUGGCUCUAUGAGGGCAGAAAUAGAUUUCGAAUUUUCGGACCAGUUAUCUGUAGGGAUUGAAACGCAAUUGAUAUUGAAUUGGCCAAAGGUCGACUUUGCAGCACUACCUAUCUCGCUCUUGCUCUCUGUUGUUCGAUUUUCUGGUACUUUGACGAUUGAGCUUAUAAAUCCUCCCGAAAGCUCGACUGGGUCAACCAUCCCCCUGGAUCGAUACGUUGCUAUAUCGUCGUAUUCUGAUUUUACGCUUGACUUUGCUGUACGAUCUCUCCUUGGUUCCAGAACGAAACUUGAAGACAUCCCCAAGCUCACUGAUCUCAUUACAAGCAAACUACGGAACGUAUAUAUGGAUAGGCUAGUGUACCCCAAUUUUGUAAAAAUCAAGAUACCCAACAUGUGGGAAGCUCGAGAUCGUAAGACAAGAGAGCAACAACAGGCGUUAGAUGAGAAGCUCUCUGAUCCACCUGAAAGUGGGCUCACUGCAUCUGCAAAGGAAAGAAUAGAAGAAUUUGUUGAGGAUAUUAAAGACGCAUGA
This is a messenger RNA of Umbelopsis ramanniana AG, 1134 nucleotides long. RefSeq lists its product as uncharacterized. Gene Ontology annotation, cellular component: ERMES complex; endoplasmic reticulum. Gene Ontology annotation, biological process: phospholipid transport; mitochondrion organization. Lineage: Eukaryota; Fungi; Mucoromycota; Umbelopsidomycetes; Umbelopsidales; Umbelopsidaceae. Gene Ontology annotation, molecular function: lipid binding. The coding region runs from base 58 to 1134 and encodes 358 amino acids. The transcript has 4 exons. The record is from RefSeq and is a predicted model, not a curated record.